Messenger RNA from Carlito syrichta (Philippine tarsier), 825 nucleotides. It is a transcript of the gene KLF7, whose product is annotated as Kruppel like factor 7. The transcript is spliced from 4 exons. The annotation marks the transcript as partial. NCBI's taxonomy places the organism in Eukaryota, Metazoa, Chordata, Mammalia, Primates, Tarsiidae. The record is from RefSeq and is a predicted model, not a curated record. Gene Ontology annotation, biological process: regulation of transcription by RNA polymerase II. Gene Ontology annotation, molecular function: DNA-binding transcription factor activity, RNA polymerase II-specific; RNA polymerase II cis-regulatory region sequence-specific DNA binding.
CUACAAGAAACAUUGAAGAAAACAUGCCUUGAAUUGGAGCGCUACCUGCAGACGGAGCCCAGGAGGAUCUCAGACACCUUCGGGGAGGACCUGGACUGCUUCUUGCACGCAUCCCCUCCCCAAUGCGUGGAGGACAGCUUGCGGUGCCUGGACCCCCUGCUGCUCCCCGUGGAUGCCCCUCUGUGCGAACGCGGCACGGCCGUCGACCUGCUGUUGUCCCGGGACUCUCUGCUCUCCGAGACCUGCCUGGGCCUGCCACCCGCCGCUGGGCCCACCCUGGACAGCUGUGCGGCCGUCAACCAGGCCCAGCUCAAUGCGGUGACCUCGCUUACGCCCCCCUCGUCUCCCGAGCUCAGCCGCCACCUGGUCAAAACCUCACAGACCCUGGCCGUGGAUGGCACCGUGACAUUGAGACUGGUGGCCAAGAAGGCUGCGCUGGGGUCCACUAAGGUGGGAGGUGUGGCGACAGCUGCUGCGGCCGUGGCCCCUGGGGUCAGCAAGAGUGGGCCGAGCGACAGUGACCCUGGGGGGCCAGGGGCCGAGGCCUGCCCUGAGAAUAAGAAGAGGGUCCACCGCUGCCAGUUUAACGGGUGCCGCAAGGUGUACACGAAAAGCUCCCACCUCAAGGCCCACCAGAGGACUCACACAGGUGAGAAGCCUUACAAGUGCUCCUGGGAGGGGUGCGAGUGGCGUUUUGCACGGAGUGAUGAACUCACGAGGCACUACAGGAAACACACAGGUGCGAAGCCCUUCAAAUGCAACCACUGCGACAGGUGUUUUUCCAGGUCCGACCAUCUGGCCCUCCACAUGAAGAGACACAUCUAA